ACUCACACACUCACAAUGGAAAGAUUAACCCAAUUAGCAUCGCACUUAACCACCGCCAAGGGCGUCAGUGCAAUCAAGCAGAAGAACGCUGACGAUGUUGUCAUUGUUGCCGCCUACAGAACCGCCUUGACCAAGGGUGGUAAGGGCUUGUUCAAGGACACUGCCUCCGAGGACUUGUUGAUCGGGCUUGUCAAGGGCUUGCUCGCCAAGACCCCUAACUUUGACCCAAAGUUGAUCGAAGACGUUGCAAUCGGUAACGUUUUGAACGGUGGUGCUGGUGCCUUUGAGCACAGAGCCGCCAUGUUGGCUGCCGGUAUCCCAUACUCUGCCGCGUUCCUUGCCAUCAACAGACAGUGCUCGUCUGGUUUGAUUGCCGUCAACGAUAUUGCCAACAAGAUCUUGACCGGCCAGAUCGACGUCGGUUUAGCGGGUGGUGUCGAGUCCAUGUCCAAGAACUACGGCCCUAAGAACGCCCCACAGUUCUCUGACCUCUUGCUCCGUGACAAGGAAGCGGUCAAGUGCGGUAUCCCAAUGGGGAUCACCAACGAAAACGUUGCUGAAAAGUACACCAUUGACCGUGCCACUCAGGACGCUUUCGCGGCCGCCUCGUACAACAAGGCUGAGAGAGCUGUCUCCCAGGGCUUAUUCAAGGACGAGAUUAUCCCGCUUCAGGUUACCAUCGAGGUCGAUAACGACUCCGAAGAUGAUGAAGCUGAUGACACCAUCAAGAAGACUGUUACUGUCGACACCGACGAGGGUCCACGGGCCGGUGUCACCGCGGCCUCUCUCGGGAAGAUUAAGGCAGCCUUCAAGAAGGACGGUACCACUCACGCCGGUAAUGCUUCCCAGAUCUCCGACGGUGCCGGUGCCGUCUUAUUGAUGCGCCGUUCCGUCGCCAUCAAGCACGGCUUGCCAAUUGUCGGGAAGUACGUCGCCACUUCUGCCGUUGGUGUUCCACCUGAGAUUAUGGGUGUCGGUCCAGCCUACGCCAUUCCACAUGUUCUUGCUCAGGCCGGGAUCUCCACCUCCGACGUUGCCGUCUACGAGAUCAACGAGGCCUUUGCCGCCCAGGCUUUGUUCUGUAUCGAACACUUGGGCUUGGACAAGUCCAAGGUUAACCCACGCGGUGGUGCCAUCGCCUUGGGUCACCCAUUGGGUGCCACCGGUGCCAGACAGAUUGCGACCAUCUUGAGAGAGUUGAAGACCGGCGAGAUUGGUGUUACCUCCAUGUGUAUUGGUACCGGUAUGGGUGCCGCUGCUGUGUUUGUUAAGGAAUAGUGCAUAGCAUGAGCCCGAGCCGGGAUAGCUUGUGAAUUUUUAAUUCUGUGUAUAUCAUUUUGUUUAAUAACCAGCUGUGCUGGAGAAAUAGCAAGGUUGUAGGUGGG
Messenger RNA from Babjeviella inositovora NRRL Y-12698, 1385 nucleotides. RefSeq names its product acetyl-CoA C-acyltransferase (gene POT1). Gene Ontology annotation, cellular component: peroxisome. The transcript has a single exon. NCBI's taxonomy places the organism in Eukaryota, Fungi, Ascomycota, Pichiomycetes, Serinales. Gene Ontology annotation, biological process: phenylacetate catabolic process; fatty acid beta-oxidation. The coding region runs from base 16 to 1278 and encodes 420 amino acids. Gene Ontology annotation, molecular function: acetyl-CoA C-acyltransferase activity. The record is from RefSeq and is a predicted model, not a curated record.